Cydia pomonella (codling moth) is the source of this 1885-nucleotide messenger RNA. RefSeq lists its product as uncharacterized. The record is from RefSeq and is a predicted model, not a curated record. NCBI's taxonomy places the organism in Eukaryota, Metazoa, Arthropoda, Insecta, Lepidoptera, Tortricidae. The coding region runs from base 163 to 972 and encodes 269 amino acids. The transcript has 6 exons.
CAAGCUCAGUAGCCAGCCAGUCCCCGCGACAGACGCUCGUCCGUCAGACGACAUCCACUCUUUAAAAUUACGCGACGAAAAAAUCAACAAAUGUUCUUGUGAUGACAGUGUUUUCUCUGCUUAAAUGUGAUGUGAUAAAAACUUUUCCUGAACUUUGUGAGGAUGUUUGUCUUAGCAGUUCUCAGCCUUCUUAUACAAGAAUCGUUACCGCUCCGGAUGGUGCGCGUGUCGGUGCCGGCGUACCGCGUGCGCGGGCAGCCGGCGCAGCUGGACUGCGACUACGACCUGGGCGACGACGCGCUCUACUCCGUCAAGUGGUACCGCGACAACGAGGAGUUCUACCGCUACAUGCCCAAGUUCGACCCGCCCAAGCACGCCUAUAAGAUUGAGGGGAUCAAAGUAGAUGUAGCUAAAUCUGAUGACCGAAAAGUGAUCCUACAUCAAGUGAUGCUGAAGACCUCGGGGCUGUACCGGUGCGAAGUGUCUGCAGAAGCACCAAGCUUCUCCUCGGCUGCUGGAGAAGGAAAACUAGAGGUUAUUUAUUUACCAAGGGAGGGACCUAAAAUAACUGGAAAUGAACAAGAGAACAGAAGAGGGCAUUCAAUAUUUCUAAACUGCACGUCGGGGAGGUCAUACCCAGCAGCCGUGCUCAGUUGGGACAUCGAUGGGGAAAAGGUAACAGACCCGGAGCUCCUAGUGGAGUAUCCCCCGACGCUGCACGCGCACGGGCUGAUGUCGUCGGCGCUGGGUCUGCGGGUGCCGGUGGGGAGAACUAUGCAGGUGCGGUGCACGGCGCGGGUCGCGCCCGCCUGGAGGGAGGGCAGCGAAGCUGUUGUUGGGAACAGCCAGCUGGCGGAUAGCAAGGAGGCCAUGUUGCUCGUAAAGAGCUCAAGCGACGUGUCAUCACCGAGCGUAAUCCUGUUAACACUAGCCCUGGGCCUGCUCAUCGCGCCGACGAAAUCCGGGACGUGAUAAAUUAUCUCCGGUCUUAUAUUAACAAACGCGAUUUAGGCGAAACACUUCGAUAUUACUCCCAGAAUAGACUGAGAGCCUCAAUGUAAGAAAACUACGACGUCAUAUGUUAUUUUGUAAGUAGGUAGUGACUGAAAAUAUUGGAAAUAAGAAGAAUUUUAAAAAUUACUUCAUGUUCGUAAUUAUAUAGGGGCACGGUAGUGCCCCCGCCAAGACGAGCCUUAAAUAUUUUUUCCUAACGAAUUAGACUGGAUUAUUACUUUUUGUUGAAAAAUUGAGCGGCGUUCAAAGUUCAAACUAUAAAAUAUCACUUGAUUCGACAUAACUCGUAGUGUAUGCGGUAACCUAUAGAUGUUUCGAUUUUUUUUAUCCUUUACGCGAUCUUUAGCGGUUCGUCAAAAUGUAAUAAGUCAUAUGUUUUGUUUUACACAUUCCACAUGUAUGGAAUACCGAUAAUUUAUUUUACGACAAUGCCAUUUUACCGAAAUUGUACACGCAGAAGAACCAUUUCCAACUUAAACCUUUGACGAACUGCAUGCUGCCAGAAAAAUGGGUUAAGGUAGAUAAUAGUCGCAAAGACUUUGCAAAGACAAAGUUAUUUCAAUAAAAUGUUAGGACAUAUCAAAAUAGUAAAUCUUCACAGUUAUAACUAUCUCUUCUUCUUUAUCUUCGCCUCAUCCCGUUACACGGAGUCGGCUUUCCUAAUCUUGAGACGCCACUUACAGUCUGUAUCUUUAGGUAUUUAAAAAAAGGUAAACAUAAUCUACCCUCAAAUGGCUUCUUAAGGCAGUUGAGGGUAGAUGAAAACAUUACAUGAUCAAAUAAUGUAGGUUUAAAGUCAGGUCGUUCAGUGACAGAUCCAGGCGGUUUUAUAUUUGGUUGGUUAACCAUUGAAUAUUAAAACUACCUAACU